Messenger RNA from Guillardia theta CCMP2712, 968 nucleotides. RefSeq lists its product as hypothetical. Bases 23 to 937 code for a protein of 304 amino acids. Lineage: Eukaryota; Cryptophyceae; Pyrenomonadales; Geminigeraceae. Gene Ontology annotation, cellular component: membrane. The transcript has 5 exons. The record is from RefSeq and is a predicted model, not a curated record.
GGCAGGUGAAGGUCGCAGGGCAAUGGCUGGAGCCGCAGGGGUGCUGCUGGUCAUGGCAGCGGGUCUAGUUGUUGCAGGGGAGGUUGGAGCAGGUCGGCUGGGAGGAGCAGGAGCAGGAGGAGCAGGAGGAGCAGGAGGAGUGUUCUCUGGCAGGACCGAGCUCCUUGAGAAGCUCCGAAUGACGCAGCUCUUGGGCAACGCGACGGAGGUUGAGGUGGAGUUCCCAGCUGACUACCCGAACUCCGUCAGACACUUCUUCCUCAUCGGCUUCCUGGCUCAACUCCUGACCUCCGCUCUAUUCUUCUUCAUGAGCCUCCGCAAGGGCCACGAGAGCAUGCCCCACGCCCUGGCAUGGCUUGCCCCAGCUAUCGGAGCUCUUGCGUACUUGGCCAUGUGGGCGGGGGUAGCGGUUUGGUACAAGACGAGUGACGAGACUCCUCGUGUGAUCUUCUGGGCUAGAUACAUCAACCACAUUCUGGGAACUCCGAUCAUCCUGGGAUGUAUCGCCAUCUUCACCUCAGCUCCUCUUCCCAGCAUCAUCACCCUGCUGGGUGCCGAUUUCUUGAUGAUGUCCUGCCUGUGCGUCGGAGCUGCUCUUGCCGGAGGUCACAAGUACACGUGGUGGGUUGCUGCCGUACUUCUGUUCAUCGGGAUCGUUUCAACCUUCAUCUACCGCAUCGAGAAGAUUGCUUCGGAGCAAACGAAGCAAGUCUUCCUCGUCCUAUUGAGGAUCUUGCUUUUCUGCUGGAUCGCCUGGCUGGUCCUGUGGCUGCUCGGAUCGGAGGGGACGGCAGCUCUCGGCCUGUCUCAGGAGGUGGGGCUCACAUGCAUCGUUGACGUCAUCUCGGUCGCUGGCCUCCUUCUCUACAUGCUCGUCAAGGUGGAUGCGGCUGAUGAUGACAAGCCAAGCAAGCAGAGCGGAGCCACUUUGACUUAAGACCUGUGUAUCAAAAUGUGUUUACUUGUUG